GGGGGAACAUGAUUGGUGCAAAGUCCCAUUUAGAAAGCCACAACUCUAUUUAUACAUGUUUCUCUCACUCUCCAUUCUGAAGAACCUGAUCUUAAGUGCAGGGUACCAUGAGUGUGGAGAAGAAACAACCCAGACAGCAAUGCUGCUCCAAACUAAAGAGUUUUCUGGCCUCCUUGUCCUUUGUCUACUUUGCCAAAGCAUUUCAGGGGAGUUACAUGAAAAGCUCAGUCACACAGAUCGAGAGACGCUUUGAAAUUCCCAGUUCCCAAAUUGGAAUAAUUGACGGAAGCUUUGAAAUUGGCAACCUGUUGGUGAUUGCAUUUGUGAGUUAUUUCGGAGCAAAGCUUCACAGACCUAGGCUGAUUGGAGUGGGAUGUUUGAUCAUGGCUGCUGGUUCCUUCAUCACUGCCCUGCCUCACUUUUUCCAGGGACCGUACCAGUAUGAGACGACAAUCAGACAUUUCUCUGAUUCCAAUGAGACUAAAUCCAUACUGAAUCCAUGUCUUCCAACUGGGAGCCAUUCACAAGCAGAUGAAUCUAGCGCAGCUCAAACAGAGUGUGAAAAAACAGCAGGAUCCUCUUUAUGGGUCAUCGUGUUUCUGGGUAACAUGCUACGAGGGAUUGGAGAGACUCCAGUGAUGCCUCUUGGACUGUCUUACAUGGAUGACUUUGCCAGAAAAGAGAACACAGCUUUGUACAUUGCAUGUAUACAGUGUUUUGGUAUCCUGGGGCCUAUGGUUGGCUUUAUGCUGGGUUCCUUCUGUGCCAAAAUUUAUGUGGAUUUUGGAACUGCAGACUUAGACAGCAUAUCAAUUAACCACAAAGACACACGUUGGGUGGGAGCCUGGUGGCUUGGCUUCCUAGUCACUGGUUCUGUGAUGUUACUGGCUGGAAUCCCAUUCUGGUUCCUGCCCAGGUCACUGCCUAAGCAAGCAGAGGGCGAUGCCAGUAAAAGCCAAGAGGUCGAUCACAGUGAGCAAGAUUCUUUUAUCCUGGUGGAGAGCAAAAACACUCCACUGCCUGAGAAAGCUGAACCUGUCAACAUGGUUGCCAUGGCCAAAGAUUUCCUGCCAUCAUUGAGGAGGCUUUUCAGUAACUCUAUAUACGUGCUUAUCAUCUGCACCGGUUUGGUCCAGGUCAACAGUUUUAUUGGAAUGAUCACAUUUAAGCCCAAAUACAUGGAGCAGAUUUAUGGCCAGUCUCCAUCUAAGGUUAUUUUACUGAUAGGCAUUAUGAAUAUACCUGCUGUGGCUUUGGGAAUUGUCUUAGGAGGCUUUGUGAUGAAAAAGUUCCAAAUGAGUGUACUUGGUGCAGCCAAGAUGUCUAUUUCAACCUGUUUUCUUGCUUCUGUUCUCAUGCUGAGCCAGUACUUCCUGCACUGUGGAAACACACAGGUGGCAGGGCUUACUGUGUCCUAUGAGGGUUUUCCAAACAUUUCCUCACAGCAACAGAGUUUGGUGUCCCAGUGUAACUCAGGGUGCUCCUGCUCUCUGAAACACUGGGACCCAGUAUGUGCCUACAACGGCCUGACAUAUUCCACACCCUGCCUUGCAGGCUGCCAGAGAUCCACUGGAUACGGCAAGGACAUGAUCUUUCACAACUGCUCAUGUAUUGCUGAAGCACCGCUCCCUAGUGUAAACAUGUCUGCAGUGUUGGGGCAAUGUCCACGCAAGGACGACUGUGACUACAUAUUUAAGAUUUACAUGGUGAUGACUGUAUUAGGGGCCUUUGUCUCAGCCAGUGGAGCCACUCCUGCAUAUAUUAUUCUGCUCAGGACUAUUCAACCAGACUUGAAGUCUUUGGCUCUUGGAAUGCAGACGUUAAUAGUCAGGACUCUGGGUGGAAUCCCUCCAACAAUAUAUUUUGGAGCUUUGAUUGACAGGACAUGUCUGAAGUGGGGAACAAAGCGAUGUGGAGGCAGAGGCGCAUGUCGACUUUACAAUGCUGAUGCAUUUAGAGUGACUUUCUUGGGUCUCAUCUAUGGCCUGUCUGCUCUGGCCUUUCUGCUCUGGGCAGUACUAUUAAAAAGAAUAUCACUCUACCAACAGCAGCUGGCACUAGAAAACCAGGCCAAAGACACAGAGCCAGAAGCCAACAACAUGGCCAAGGAUAAUGUAAAUGCCCCGUCAGCUAUUGUGAAGUGCAAGGAAGAGCUGGAUAGAGAGACCAGUAUCUGAAUUCUAAUGUGGCAAAAACAAACAAUGCUGAUUACAUGAUGAAAAUCUUGUACAGUGUACAGUUUGUGAUGUGAGCUUUUCUGUGCUAGGAAUUCUCUUACAAGAUUAUAUGUGUUCCUGAAAUUGCUAGUUACAACACACGCUCUUUGAGUAAGCCAUUUAUUUUGUAUUUCAAUCAGUAUUCUUAAAUGUGCCAUCUUUGGUGAUACCUCAUUGUUUUUAUUUGUACCUUAAUUGUUUUAUAGAGUUCAAAAUUAUAAUGAAGUGAGAACUGAUUACAAGAGAAUAAGUGGAUUUUUACAGACAAUACUUUUGACCUUAACAUUUAUAUUCGUUUAUAUGAUUUUAAACAUACCAUUAAAUCACAGUGUCAUGGACUUCUGGACAGUUCCCUGCCAGAACACCAGAGGGCGGUCUGGCAGGGUUUCUUUAUGUUCCCAUGUACUUGUUGGAGGUUCUGUUAUAGACUACUGGACAGAAACCCUGCCAGACCGCCCUCUGUUGUUGUGGCAGGGAACUGUUCAGCAGUCCAUGACACCACACAAAGUAAACUAUUAGAUGUUAACACUCUUAUGCUGUGCUUAUGCUUUUUAGCUUCGGGAUUGUUUUCUCACAUGGCUGGGAAAAAACAGUUUUAAAAGGACAUUUUAUCUAUUUCAUUCAUACAAGAGGUCAUUUCAUAAUAACAGCUACAAGAUAUUUAGUUUUUGAAUAUCUCUAAAUAUUUUUCAGUGUUUUUUUUUUUUUUUUUUACUAUAUCAUAUUUUCAGUGGGUCAAAUGUUUGCAUCGACUGCAGUCGACUGUUUCUUUAAAUAGUCUGGAAGAUUCCAAAAAUUCAAAUUCAGAUUUCAAAUUCAAAUUUUAUUUGUCACAUACAUAUACAUACACAGUACGACAUGCAGUGAAACGUUUUUUCACGACUGUCCAGUAUGUAAACAUUUAUAAAAAAUUAUUGAGAAAGAGAUCCAUAAAAAUAAAGAUAAAAAUAAAACUAGAUUAUCUUAAAAGUAUAAAAAUAGAAAAUAGAAAAUAAAGUAAAAUAAAAUAUAACAUAGAUAAAUAAAAAUAAAAUAAAAUAUGAAAAUAUAGGUGUGAGAAUAUGAAAAUAUAGGUGCAAGUAGAUAAAUAAUAUAUAUAUAUAUAUAUAUAUAUAUAUAAAAGUGGUAUACACACAUACUGUAUAUACACAUAAAUGCAGACAUGAACGUGAUGGGAUGUAUGUGUAUAUGGCAUAUAUUGAGGUGAUCCAGUGUUUAUCAUCAAAGUGUCCAUGUGUUGGAAUAAUUGUAUAAAGUGACUUGUGCCAGUCCAGUGUCAAAGUGUCAGUUUGUGCAAAUAUGCGAGGUUGUGCAAAGUGAUGAAAAGUGAUGAAAAAAAAAGCAGAGAGAGUCCCCAUAUCUGUAUCAGGUUCUAGGUGUUUCCUGGUUCAGACUCCGAAUGGCCUGCGGGAAGAAGCUCCUCCUCAUUCUCUCUGUGUUUGCCUUCAUGGAGCGGAAGUGCUUCCCUGAACGCAACAGAGAAGAGUCCAUUGUUGGGGUGGCUGAGGUCCUUCACAAUCUUCCUGGCCCUGAUCCGGCACCGCUUGCUGUAGAUGUCCUGCAGGUCAUCUACAAUGGAUUAAAUUAAUUAUUUUCCUCAAAAUUCUACAAACAAUGACCCAUAAUGACAAUGUGAAAGAAGUUGGUUUGGAAUUAAAAAUGAUAAAUGAAAAAUCACAUGUACAUAAGUAUUCACAGCCUUUGCCAUGACACUCAUCAUCCUUGAGAUGUUUCUCCAGCAUUUUUCUGUGGAGAGAGGAGAACCUUCCAGAAGAACAACCAUCUCUGCCGGACUCUACCAGUCAGGCCUGUAUGGUAGAAUGGCCAGACAGAAGCCUCUCCUCAGUAAAAGGCACAUGACAGCCUGCCUGGAGUUUGCCAAAAUGCACCUGAAGGACUCUCAGACCAUGAGAAACAAAAUUCUCUGGUCUGAUGAAAUAAAGAUUGAACUCUGGUCUGAACGGCAAGUGUCAUGUCUGAAGGACACCAGAAUGGGAGAAACGUCCCAAAAAUAGUUGGGCCAAGCUUGUGCUGGUGCCAAAGGUGCUUCAACAAAGUAUUGAGCAAAGAC
Hemibagrus wyckioides is the source of this 4287-nucleotide messenger RNA. Its product is annotated as solute carrier organic anion transporter family member 1C1-like. The transcript has 15 exons. NCBI's taxonomy places the organism in Eukaryota, Metazoa, Chordata, Actinopteri, Siluriformes, Bagridae. Gene Ontology annotation, cellular component: membrane. Gene Ontology annotation, biological process: transmembrane transport; sodium-independent organic anion transport. Gene Ontology annotation, molecular function: protein binding. The coding region runs from base 108 to 2177 and encodes 689 amino acids. The record is from RefSeq and is a predicted model, not a curated record.